UAUAUGUCUCUCGAUCUCCACUAACAAUUCCUACUCCAUUCUAAUUCAUCAUAUCAAAUAGACUCAAUAUUAUAUCUGAGUCUCACAUAUUUGCUUCUUUUGACAUCUUACCAAACUCAAACAAAGAAGAGAUAAUGACGAUGAUGUGGAGGGUUAUGUUGGGGAUGUGUGUUCUGAGCUCUGUUCUUGUGACAACAUCCUUAGCUCAAACGUGCAAGACCCAAAGCUUCUCAAACAACAAAGUCUUCAAGAACUGCCAUGAUCUUUCACAGUUGACUUCUUAUCUUCACUGGACAUAUGACCAGCCAAGCGGCAUCCUUGACAUAGCAUUCAGACAUGGCGGUAUCACCACAACAAACAGGUGGGUGGCUUGGGGUAUCAACCCAAACAACGACCUUGUCACUCCGAUGAUCGGAGCACAGGCUCUGGUCUAUCUUCCACAGUCAAGUGGAAACCCAAGAGCCUAUACUACAUCAAUCGCCAACACCGCAACACAGCUGCAAGAAUCAUCUAUCAGAUACCCUAUCUCUGACUUGAGUGCCACCUAUUCCAACAACGAGGUUACCAUUUUUGCUACUCUCACCCUUCCCAACGGCACCUCCUCCAUCGUCCACGUCUGGCAAGAUGGUCCUCUCUCUGCCUCUAAUGUCCCUCAGGAGCAUAGGCAUGAUUCUGGCCACCAAAGCUCCAUGGAAACCUUAUACCUUGUUUCUGGUCAGACACAGCAAGGAAGUAGCGGGGCUUCAACUAGAAGAAAAAGAAAUAUGCACGGAGUGGUAAACGCCGUGAGCUGGGGGGUGUUGAUGCCGAUGGGGGCAGUGAUAGCAAGGUACUUGAAGGUGUUCAAGUCAACGGGAACAGCAUGGUUUUACCUUCAUGUGGCAUGCCAGGUGUCUGCAUACAUAGUUGGUGUUGCUGGAUUAGGAACUGGUCUCAAACUGGGAGAUGAUUAUCCUGUUGAUGGCACUGACGAUCACAAAGCAUUAGGCAUCAUCAUGGUUGCUCUUGGAACCCUUCAGGUGUUUGCUCUGUUCCUGAGGCCAAACCCAAACCAUAAGUACAGGUUCUACUGGAAUGUCUACCACCACAUUGUGGGAUAUACAACCAUAAUAAUAAGUAUUACCAACAUUUUCAAAGGAUUCGAUGUGUUGGAGAAGUUCGGAGACUACAAUAGCUGGAAGCAUGCCUACAUUGGCAUUAUUGGAGCAUUGGGUGCCAUUGCCGUAUUCUUGGAAGUACUCACAUGGAUCAUUUACUUCAACAGAAAGGGCUCAGAGAACAAGAUGCCUCCUCAUGGCAAUGGGGUCAACGGAGAAAAUGGGGUCAACGGAGCAAAUGGGGUCAACGGCUAUGCUUCUAGGCCUCAGCAGGUGUAGAACGUUUUGCCAAAUGGAUGUUGUUUUUAUUUUUUAUUUGUGCCUUACUUUACUCCUUUUCCAUUUGGUCUUCUUGUUGGACUUAGUUAUGUAUAAAUUAUAAUCAAUUUUUUUUUUUUUGAGGACUAUGUAUAACAUUUUGCUUUUCUUAUCUUUGGUAGUUAGUACCCCAAUUCUAGCUUAGAGUAGGAGUUGGGGGAAAUUCUUUGAUGGAAUGAUGAUUUCUGACCUUCCAGGCCUCCAGGGUAUAUAUGUAAAAGUCUCCUUCAUAUAUGUAUUUUUGUUUUUCA
This is a messenger RNA of Arachis duranensis, 1666 nucleotides long. Its product is annotated as cytochrome b561 and DOMON domain-containing protein At5g47530. NCBI's taxonomy places the organism in Eukaryota, Viridiplantae, Streptophyta, Magnoliopsida, Fabales, Fabaceae. The transcript has 2 exons. The record is from RefSeq and is a predicted model, not a curated record. The coding region runs from base 135 to 1376 and encodes 413 amino acids.